AUGGCGGCAGCCAAGGUCACCCUGUUAGCUUCUCUCCGGGUCACCAAGCAUCAGAUACCCGCGCACAACCUGAUCCCCAACACAUCGCUGCAGCGGAAGCCGCUGCUGCACUACCACGGCGUCUUCCCCUCCUCCAUCACGGCCUCCGCCAUAGAGUCGCACCUCGGGGCGGUCGGGGUCGUGGAGCCGCAGUGGCGGUACACCAUGUACAGCACGACGCACUUCCACAGCACGACACACGAGGUGCUGUGCAUCGCGCGGGGCGGCGCGGCGCUGUGCUUCGGCGGCGAGGAGAACCCGGGCAAGGUCGAGCUCGAGGCGCGCCGCGGCGACGUCAUCGUGGUCCCUGCCGGGGUCGGGCACCGGCUGCUGCGGGAGGCGGAGGAGGGAGGCGAGGGCUUCGAGAUGGUCGGCAGCUACCCGAGGGGCUGCAGCUGGGAUAUGUGCUACGGCAAGAAGGGCGAGGAGGCGAAAGUCAGGGCCAUUGAGAAACUGCCCUGGUUUAGUCGCGAUCCGGUGUACGGCGACGAGGGGCCCGUCUUGAAUGUGUAG
Neoarthrinium moseri is the source of this 552-nucleotide messenger RNA. RefSeq lists its product as uncharacterized. Lineage: Eukaryota; Fungi; Ascomycota; Sordariomycetes; Amphisphaeriales; Apiosporaceae. The transcript has a single exon. The record is from RefSeq and is a predicted model, not a curated record. The coding region runs from base 1 to 552 and encodes 183 amino acids.